Cercospora beticola is the source of this 3809-nucleotide messenger RNA. RefSeq lists its product as uncharacterized. The record is from RefSeq and is a predicted model, not a curated record. NCBI's taxonomy places the organism in Eukaryota, Fungi, Ascomycota, Dothideomycetes, Mycosphaerellales, Mycosphaerellaceae.
GAUGAUGCUCGCCGCCGGUCCAUAGAAUUGCGGUGGUGCCGGCUCGCAGGCCGUUUUCGAGGCCUUGCCUGUUAUGAUGAAGUUGCGGCAGUAGCCUUCCAGACCUGGGUCCUGCCUGCUACGCUCAGCACUGACGGCCUGCUGAAGUCUGUCUCCGUUCUCUUGGUUCUCGCACAUCCAACCCAUCCACCGCGCCCUCUAUUCCUACACCACCACACCCUUCUGGAAUCCCGCUCCCUCGUCUGGCUCGCCGUCCAUUUGUGACGAGCCAGUAGAGGGCACCUUUUGGAUCGGGCCGCCGCGCAAUUUCAUGCCUCCAAAGGCAAGCAAGUCGAGAAACGCAUCCAACCGAGACACCCACGACAAAGGCCUCGCCCCGCCCGGCAAGCGUCUGCCACGCCAGCGAUCCACCGGCCAGCUGAACGCCCAGUCAAAUGGCAAGUCGACGUCCGCUGCUCCGCCUCCGCCCCUUCCCUCGACGGGUUUAAACCAAGGCUUCAAAUUUCCACGACCGCAAGACACUUCGACAGCGCACUGUGCCUCUGCUGCUGCCGCCAAGGAACAUGUGGCCGCGACGGAGGGCACGCAAAGAGACAGGACCCCAUCAGACGGAUCGCUAGACGACACCGUGCCCAGCGAAGAGAUGGUGGACAACGCGCCGGAGGCAGUGACUCCGCUGCUCGAAGUCCCGCACGCGCCAGCAGACAAAGCCUUGCUCCCUCGCAGUGCUGCCGCGCCGUGCUCUGUCUCGACCAUUCUGCACUACUACCCGCUACGCGACGCCAUCUCCAUCCUCAUCCUCUUACUCUCUCUGCCACCUACACUGGUCCUGGUCAUCCAAGCUCUGUUUGCCUCGCUGACUUUUGUCCCGCCGACUGCUGGUAUCUCGCUCUCGACGCUACCAAACAUCAAGGAGUUGUUCCACUCGCCGAAUUUUGGAACCCCGGCAAUGAUGACCGUUUUGUUCGUGGACUUCAUCUUUGGCCUGGGCUGGUUAACCAUCUAUCAGCCUGCGCAAGCCAUAUUCUUGGAUAUGUCGCACGCAGUAAUUGCAGUCUCUCUCAGCGGCGCAGCAGCAACUCCAGACGGGCCUACGUACACAAUAGCCUUGUCUGCACUCUUGGUCUGCAUCGUCCACGUGCUCCGGUAUAAAGCGAUACAUCUCACAACACUUGACUACAUCCGCUCCGUCUACUACAGUAGAUUUGGCGGCGGUAUGAGUUAUGAGCCUUUGUAUUCUGCACAGCAUUUUCAUUCUUCACCGAUACUGGAUCGUGGAAUUUUCUUCAAUGCCAUCCGAGCCUUUCUCGGUAUACACAUCGUUUCACAGGGCAUCACGACGUAUAUUAGACGCACUCUCGCCAACGCCAAAGCUAGCGAAAAGGACCCUCUCAUUCCUCAAAUCACGAAAACCGACACCGAAGCAAUCGCUGGAACGGAGGCCACCGGUCGUUCUAGCGCCAAUGCAGCAGAAACAUCACAGCCCUUGCAUGCUAUUUCUGCGACUGAUGGCCGCCCUCCUGGCCUGCCUCCUGCGCAACGCGAAAACAAGGCGCGGGAGUCGAGCAGCAGGAAGAAGCGGAAGCAGGCCAACCAGAUACGGAGCCAGCAACCGCUUUGGGCUGCUAUUGCAAGUACCAAAGUCACUUUCGUCAAAGAGAUGGAGCAGCGAGACGCGGCAGACGAUGCGCGCGAAGCCUCUGUUAUGACAAACAACUCAAGCAACACUUACAUCAACGCUAUCAACUCUACCACCGACCGAAUCUGGAUCUGCGAAGUCAGGGACACGGAGAUUUUCUUCGCUGUAGACCUCACCGCGGAUGCCGCAGCCGAAAAUGUGGAUGACAAGGAUGGGUCGCACUCGAUCCCUGCGGGAAUCGAUAGGUCCAAACCUUUUUUCAUUCGCAUCAAUGGAGCGACCUGGACUUCGACCAGGAUUGUGUCCAGCGAAGAAGACAACAGUCUGGCUGGCAACAGUUUCGUUGGCGAAAUUUUUGGUCUGGCGCCUCUCAGCAGCUAUCUUUGCGAAGUGGUGAGCAUCGCCAAGCAUUGUACACUAUGCUCGGUGAGCUUGAUCACUCAGCCUGCACCUUCCGCGGAACAGGCAGCUGCUGUACCACCUCCACCGCAACACUCAGCGCUGCGGCCCGCGUCUCCCAUCACGACUCUCAAACAGUCCAUCCAAUCGGCUGAGGCCAAACUCAAUGAGAUUCGUAAUCGUUCGAAGAAAGCCAAGAAGGACCAACGAGGAGCCCAUGCUGACAUCAAGAGGGAGAUUCAAACUCUGAAAAACAAGCUCACCUCUUUUUCCGAUAUCGACGAAAGGCAGGAAAAGAGGCUGCAGCAGAUCAGCCAGCACAAGAAUCAAGCCGAGGAAGCCACCAAGGAGAUCCGAGAACAGAUCGAAGAGCUUGGAGACAUCCCUGCCCAGGAUGUGGCCGCUUCUAAUGCGAUGCGCCAGCGAUGGCAAUCUGCGCUGAAUUCCAUGAACUCGGCACAGGCGGAACUGGACAAUGCCAAGGCUGACAAGGACCGGGACCUGAACACCAUCAGGAGCGACAUCAGUGCAUCCGAAACUCGCAAAGAGAGGCUUGUCAGCAAGAUGGCGCAGCGUGCUGCCGAGCUCGACAGGCUUCAGAACAAGCAGCAGGAACAGAUGUCUGCCAAGCAAAAAUUCGAGUUCGAUCGGCUGCAGGCACUGAAUGAGCGGGAGAAUCGGGAGAACCAGUUGCGCUUUCUCAUUGCCCAGAUGGAGGAACAAAUACAGGCGGAAAACAGUAAGGCUUUUUCCGCUUACCAGGAGUCCGCUGCGUUGUCCAACUUCGCUACGCACCCACCUCCGUAUUCCUCACAUACGCCGCCACUGCCUGUCGCCGCCAAUGGUCCUUCCACAAUGGGCCCACAUCUGUUCGGCUCACCGUUCUCUGGCAACAUGAACGGCUAUGGCGCUCCGCGUGGUCGCAGCUCUUCGAUGCUUAGUCAGUACUCCGGCUUCACCGACAACGGCGAUGAGUUUCACUUCGCGCCAACAGGAGAGACUCAAGUUCGGCAACAACCUCACUCGCAGACCUGGCCGGUACAGCAAAACUCCACCGUCCUCGGUGCUAUGGAUGACCGCAAGGCCAGCGAUGGCGAUGGUUCCGGUUCUGCUUCUCGCUCUGGUUCCACGAGUGGUAGCACCAGCCAGAACGGUAGCGCAGCUCUCAUGGAUGGUCCGAGCAUUCUGAAUGGAGUCCUCUCCAACGGCUCGAAUAGCCCUCGACCUGAAGCCAAGCCGUUCAUCCCUUCUGGCCUGCAUGUGCAACAUAAGCCGAAUCCUGGUGUUAUCGGGCCACCGAGUAAGAAGACUCCGCCUCAGAGUCCGACUGAACAGACGGGUUCGAAUGGUACAUAGUGCUUGUUAUCGUCGAAUGUAAAUGUGGUUUUCGUGUUGUGAUCAAGACUCCACUUUUUGGUUGCCCUUCGUUUCAGUCUCGGUUGGCUUGUUCUAACCUUGGCGUGUCACGGUGUCGCUGACUUUGCUGUUGUUUGUGCUUGGCCUUGGACUUCCGGUGAUGCCAAGGCCUUAGGGUUACGUGAGCAAUAAGUGGUGGGACUGACGGUGACGACGUGGUCUUCGUCCUGAGAGGUCCGGUGGCAAUAUUAUGGGAUCCCAGUACGUAUUUUACAAUGCUUGUGUGUUUUGAGUCAAAUCGGAGCACAUCUAAUGACGCUAUGUGGGAAUGUUCGAAUUUGGGCGUUUGCUGAAAACUAGUGUAAUGCAGAAGGUCGUGGAGACUGUGUGCGAGUUGCAGGCAGGACGGGCGUCU